UUUCUUUUAUUUGCCUUGCGAGUAACGUGAGGGAGUGCGGAGUGACCCGCAGCGCCCCCCUCUCUCUCUAUCUGGACCGAGAGCAUGGCUCAGAGAAAAGGCUGCGAAUUGGGAUAAAAUCUUGCCUGGCAUAAAAAAAUUUCUCUUCGAAUUCUAGUGGAAAAGGAGUAAAGGAGUCAGUCGUUCUCGGAGCGAUCGAUUACCGUCUCUUAAGGGGGAUUCUUGUCAAAAUUGGGAGUUUUUUUGAAGAACUGAUGGAUACGUUUGCGAGAGUAGUUUUCACUGAAGAGGUCACCUUCCUCUAGGACGACUUUAAUUGGCUCAAGUGAGACAAACUGCAGGAAAGAUGAAGUUGAUCAUUGUACUGUUCAUUUUGGCCUUGCUGCAACCUUUUGCUGAGUCUGAUCGUCAAGGAGAUGCAUUAAUUGACAUGAAGCUUAAGUUAAAUGCCACUGGCAGCCAGCUUGCUGAUUGGAAUCAAAAUCAAGUCAAUCCUUGCACAUGGGGCUCUGUUUUUUGUGAUAAUAGCAACAAUGUCAUCCAAGUAACACUGCCUAACAUGGGAUUCACUGGAACCUUGUCAGAAAGCAUUGGAGUGCUGAACCAUUUAAAUGUAUUGUCAUUGCCAAAUAACAAUAUAACUGGUGGAAUACCAGAAUCAUUUGGAAAUUUAUCUAGUCUGACAAACUUGGAUUUGGAAAAUAAUCUUUUAAGUGGAGAAAUACCAGCUUCUCUUGGCAGGCUUACUAAGCUUUCAAUUUUGACUCUGAAUCAAAAUAAUCUUACCGGAAAUAUUCCUGAAUCCCUUUCAAACCUUUCAAGCUUAAACGACAUUGGUCUAGCUUUCAAUCAUUUUAGUGGUCGGAUACCUGAUCCUCUAUUUCAAGUAGCCAAAUACAACUUUACAGGUAACAAUCUAAAUUGUGGCGCAAAUUUUCCACACCCUUGUGCUUCCAAUGUACCCGGCCAAGGAAGAUCUGGUAAUACAAAGAUUAGAAUUGUGCUUGGAUGUGUUGGAGGAGUAAUAGGGUUCCUUGUUAUAGGGGUUGCAUUUCUGUUCUGCAGGAGUAGGAGGAAAGGUUAUCGACCAGAAAUUUUUGUAGAUGUUGCAGGUGAAGACGAUCGCAGAAUUGCAUUUGGACAGUUGAAAAGAUUUACAUGGCGAGAAUUGCAAUUGGCCACAGAGUGGUUCGGUGAGAAAAAUAUUCUUGGUCAGGGAGGUUUUGGAAAAGUAUAUAAAGGUGUGCUUCCAGAUAAUACAAAAAUUGCUGUAAAAAGGUUGACUGAUUAUGAAAGUCCUGGAGGGGAAGCUGCAUUUUUACGUGAAGUCGAGAUGAUAAGUUUAGCUGUUCACAGAAAUCUAUUAAGGUUGAUUGGUUUCUGUACAACACCAACAGAACGGCUUCUAGUUUAUCCUUUUAUGCAAAACUUGAGUGUUGCCUACUGUUUACGAGACUUUAAACCUGGGGAACCAGUGUUAGAUUGGCCUACGAGAAAAAAAGUGGCUUUAGGUACUGCACGGGGUUUAGAGUACCUUCACGAACAUUGUAACCCGAAAAUUAUACAUCGUGAUGUUAAAGCUGCUAAUGUCUUGCUUGAUGAGGAUUUUGAAGCAGUUGUUGGGGACUUUGGCUUGGCAAAAUUGGUUGAUGUGAGGAGGACGUCUGUGACAACUCAAGUUCGUGGGACCAUGGGCCACAUAGCACCUGAAUAUUUGUCGACUGGAAGGUCAUCUGAGAAAACUGAUGUUUUUGGUUAUGGGAUCAUGCUUCUUGAACUUGUUACUGGACAACGUGCAAUAGACUUUUCUCGCUUAGCAGAAGAAGAUGAAGUACUAUUGCUUGAUCAUGUUAAGAAACUAGAGAGGGAAAAGCGAUUGGAUGCUAUUGUCGACCGCAACCUAUGUAUGAAUUAUAAUGACCAGGAAGUGGAAAUAAUUAUUCAAGUUGCUUUGCUUUGCACCCAAGCUUCACCAGAGGAUCGUCCUACAAUGUCUGAAGUAGUUCGGAUGCUUGAAGGGGAGGGGCUGGCUGAGAGAUGGGAAGAGUGGCAGCAAACUGAAGUUUCACGGAGGGAAGAGUCUGAGAGGUUGCAAAUGAGAUUUGAUUGGGGUGAUGAUUCUUUGUAUAACCCCGAAGCCAUUGAGCUCUCUGGUGCAAGAUGACAUGGAGGUGGUGUUACAAUCAAAUGGUUGUCAGGAAUGUGAAGAACAGAGAAAAUGGUUUUUUUUUCUUUUCUUUUUUGCUUUGUUGUAUGCUUUUUGUAAUUGUUGCUAUUCAGGCAGAGGCUAAAGGGCCUUUAGCUACAGGCAAGGCUCGGGAUAUGGGGAUAUGGAUUUCACCUUAUGGGGAAUAGGCUGUGUACCACCAAAGAUGGGUUAUUCAGGGGUCAAAAGUUUAGAUUUACCCAUUUUUUUCAAUAAGAAAAGCGCUUCUCUAGAUCCCACAAAAGAUCGAUGACAAGCUUGAUCCCUAAUCGUGGAAUUGUGAUCGCUGAUCUGAAUGCCAAGAUGGAACAUAUACUGGCUAUGAUGCAGAUCGUCAUGCUUCAACACCAGACGCCUCCGUCCCCGGCGACCCAACAGAACAAGGUCAUCAAAGUGUGUUUGGGGGAUAUGCCUUGCGCCUUGGUCUUCUUUUCAUCAAGAACCAUCUUACAUUUUGUAUAAAUCCCAGUAUGCCUUCCAAAUUGAAGGAAUUUUGCAUGAAAAAGCCCCACUUUAUCUCAUUUUCGCAGAAAAGGUCACUUUUAUUCUUUUUGCAGAAAAGCCACUUUAGACUUUCUUGGACCAUUGUACCUUUUUUUCUCAUGUCUAGCAUAAGCACGAAUCUGUGUACACAUUAUAUUUGCAUCAAUUGCCAAUAUUUGGCAUUGAUUAUUA
Phoenix dactylifera (date palm) is the source of this 2881-nucleotide messenger RNA. It is a transcript of the gene SERK3, whose product is annotated as LRR receptor kinase SERK2. The record is from RefSeq and is a predicted model, not a curated record. NCBI's taxonomy places the organism in Eukaryota, Viridiplantae, Streptophyta, Magnoliopsida, Arecales, Arecaceae. Gene Ontology annotation, molecular function: ATP binding; protein binding; protein kinase activity. Gene Ontology annotation, biological process: protein phosphorylation.